Messenger RNA from Eruca vesicaria subsp. sativa (arugula), 2441 nucleotides. The record is from the annotation of a GenBank genome assembly. NCBI's taxonomy places the organism in Eukaryota, Viridiplantae, Streptophyta, Magnoliopsida, Brassicales, Brassicaceae.
AUGGUCACUCAUCGCUUAUUAUUACCUUCCAGAAUCAUCAUUUUCUCCCGCGCUAAAACCCCUCACACUCGUCUUAAACCUCUCAAAACCUUUACAUCAUCUGCACCAGCUCCCGAAUCCCCAUCCUCUUCCUGUUCGUAUUCGGAUUCGGACCCAUACUUGGUGGAUAAACUCUGUUUCAGUUUGGAGCAAGGUAACAACAAAACCUUUACUUCUCACCUGACUCAACUAAACCCUCUAACCGUCGUCGAGGUUUUACACCGUUGCCGCAACGAUCUAACUCUAUCCCAAACCUUCAUCCAUCAGUUAGCUCUAAACCUUCCCAAUUUCAAACACACAUCUUUAUCCCUAAGCGCAAUGAUCCACAUCCUCGUGAGGUGUGGAAGGCUCUCCGAUGCACAGAGCUGCCUUCUCAGAAUGAUUAGAAGAAGCGGCGUUUCUAGAGCAGAGGUUGUUACCUCAUUAGUUUCGACUUACACUAACUGCGCCUCCAACGAUUCGGUUUUCGAUUUGUUGAUUAGGACUUACGUGCAAGCUAGAAAGCUAAGAGAAGCUCACGAGGCUUUUACAUUGCUUAGAAGCAAAGGCUACACUGUCUCUAUAGAUGCUUGCAACGCUCUAAUAGGUAGCUUGGUGAGGCUAGGGUGGGUUGAAUUGGCUUGGGGUGUUUAUCAUGACGUUUCCAAGAGUGUUGGUGUUAUUAAUGUCUACACUCUCAAUAUCAUGGUUAAUGCCUUGUGCAAAGAUGGUCAGAUUGAUAAAGUUGGAGCCUUUUUAUCACAUGUGCAAGAGAAGCUUGGAGUUUAUCCUGAUAUUGUUACGUAUAAUACGUUGAUAAGUGCUUACUCUAGUAAAGGUUUUAUGGAUGAGGCGUUUGAGUUGAUGAAUGCUAUGCCGAGUAAAGGGUUUAGUCCUGGUGUUUAUACUUAUAACACUGUGAUUAAUGGUUUGUGUAAGCAUCGGAAAUACGAGAGAGCUAAGGAGGUUUUCGCUGAGAUGUUGAGGUCUGGUUUGAGUCCUGACUCUACUACCUAUAGAUCAUUGUUGAUGGAGGCUUGUAAGAAGGGAGAUGCGGUUGAAGUGGAAGAGAUUUUUAGUGAUAUGAGAUGUAGGGAUGUUGUUCCGGAUUUGGUUUGCUUUAGCUCGAUUAUGAGUCUUUUUGCGAGGAGUGGAGAUCUCGACAAGGCGUUGGUGUAUUUUAGCUUUUUGAAGGAUGCUGGUCUGGUUCCUGACAAUGUGAUCUACACAGUUCUUAUCCAAGGGUAUUGUAAGAAAGGUAUGAUCUCUGAAGCUAUGGAUUUGAGAAAUGAAAUGCUGAGGCAUGGUUGUUGUAUGGAUGUUGUUGCCUACAAUACCAUCUUGCACGGCUUAUGCAAAAGGAAAAUGUUGGGUGAUGCUGAUAAAUUGUUUAAAGAGAUGACCGAGAGGGGCUUGUUUCCAGACUCUUACACUAUAACCAUACUUAUUGAUGGGCACUGUAAGCUUGGGAACCUGCAUAACGCGAUGGAGCUUUUUAAGAAGAUGAAAGAAAAGAGGAUCAGACUCGAUGUUGUGACAUACAACACGCUGUUAGAUGGGUUUGGUAAAGUAGGCGAUAUCGAUUCAGCAAAAGAGAUAUGGACAGAUAUGGUAUCAAGAGACAUACAACCGACUCCAGUGUCGUACAGCAUUCUGGUUAACGCGCUGUGCAGUAAAGGCCAUCUCUCUGAAGCAUUUCGAGUUUGGGAUGAGAUGAUCAGUAAAAGUAUAAAGCCAACGGUCAUGAUUUGUAAUUCAAUGAUUAAGGGCUAUUGCCGUUCUGGUAAUGCCUCCGAUGGAGAAAGCUUUUUGGACAAGAUGGUCUCAGAAGGUUUUGUGCCGGAUAUCAUCACUUACAACACAUUGAUAUACGGUUAUGUUAGAGAAGAAAAUAUGAGCAAAGCUUUUGGUUUGGUGAAGAAGAUGGAGGAGAAGCAAGGAGGAUUAGUGCCUGAUGUCUUUACGUACAAUUUCAUCUUACAUGGGUUUUGUAGACAAAAUCAGAUGAAAGAAGCUGAGGCUGUAUUGAGGAAGAUGAUUGAGAGAGGUGUAAAUCCUGACAAGUCAACGUAUACUUGUCUGAUCAAUGGAUUUGUUUCUCAAGAUAACUUAACCGAGGCGUUUCGAUUUCACGAUGAGAUGUUGCAGAGAGGAUUCUCCCCUGAUGAUCAAUUCUGAUUCAGUUUCUUUGCAAUCUUGCUCAUUAACUGAGGAAGGGGACCACGGGAGACAUACACAUUCCAUCGCUACUCUCCUGUCACAUUCUUCUGAGUCAAGACGUGGAAAUGACAGAGAAACAUAUGGCUGGAGGUGGCAACUGAUUGUAGUUGCAUUUUGUUGAGUCACAAAAAAUUAAUUGCUUUCUUUUUUUGGACAAACUCUUACUAUACACUCACGUCUCCUCUUGUUCACAAUUGAAAGAA